This is a messenger RNA of Mycetomoellerius zeteki, 851 nucleotides long. RefSeq lists its product as uncharacterized. The record is from RefSeq and is a predicted model, not a curated record. The transcript has 6 exons. The coding region runs from base 70 to 720 and encodes 216 amino acids. Lineage: Eukaryota; Metazoa; Arthropoda; Insecta; Hymenoptera; Formicidae.
UACGUGCGGGUGUGCUCGUCUCAUCGGGAUCCUGCUAAGGAUCGAUACUCGACGAUUGAUAGCUCGACGAUGACAACGAUAACAGUGCAGGUGUUGGUGCUUCUCACGGUGACUGUAGUCAGUUCCUUACCGCUAGCCAAUGUGCACGUGAAAUUCGUGUCGCCACCUAAUGUAUACGAGCAUAGCGUUACAACAGACGGAGAUCGAACGGUAGCCCAAAAGUCAUUCAUAUCGAUCGGCCGACGAAACGCGGCCAAGCAUUUUAAUGAUCUCGAUUAUAAUUAUAGGACGAGUUUCGACCAAAAUCACUUACAACAGGUGAUACAGAGUUCAGGAAACGCCGAAUCUCUGUGGCCAAUUGGAGUUUUUCUGCCACCAACUGACAUCAAUGAUCUUGGAUAUAGCUGGCAGGAGAUAUCGCAACGCUUCCCCGAUUUUUACAAAUCACAGCAACGAGAUCCAUAUUUAUUGACCGACCAUGAAGCAAUGUUGGCAGUUAAAUACCUCUAUGGAUUGGGUGAACUUUUCUUCGACAAUUAUCCUCAUGUAAGAGCGUUACUGCGAAAUCAGGAAGAGAGGAGACUGAAUGGUUUGGAUGGACACAUUUUGAGUAGUAUAAAUCCUAGGUCUCCGUUUCAUAAGAAAGAAUUUUGUAAAUAUACUACAAUAAAAUGUAACAAGUUAGAAACUAACGUGUAUUUUCGGAGGGGACAGGAAUGAUAUAUUCAAGAUUAUGUUUUAAAUUAAUAAUUAAUAACAUACAGCAUGUCCCACCAGUGCUGCAUCAACGCUUAAUGGCAGAUUUUUGUAUAUUUUUUUCAAAUUGACUCCAAAUUAAUAAAAUUAAUUAA